AAAAUUAUUCAUCCAAACAGUUCCUUUCACAAAGCAUUUAUAAAAGCUUAUAAUACAUUUGUCGCCGGAAAAACAAGAUGGGGUCAUCGGAAAAUGUGGAUUCAGGCAAGGUGAUCGGUCAGAAAUCUCAGUUUACACAAACUUGUAAUCGUUUGAGCCAAUUCUUGAAGAAAAAAGGUUCUGUUGGAGAUCUUAAUAAUCUUGGAAUCUACCGCACUACUUUUGAAACAAAUGGAUCUCAACAAACAGCUGCCACUACAACUACUAUGAAUUUGUUGCCAAUGAUUGAGAAAUCAAGUGAUUCAUCAUCAUCAUCAGUAGAAACAAAUCCACAAAAACCCAUGAAUCUUUUCCCUCAAGAAUUUGAUUUCUGCAAAGAACAAUCCACAAAAAAGACUGAAUCUUGGAAAUCUGAUCAACCAGAAAAGGCACAAAUGACCAUUUUCUAUGGUGGACAAGUCAUUGUGUUUGAUGAUUUUCCAGCUGAUAAAGCAAAUGAAAUCAUGAAAUUAGCCAACAAACAAAACCCCACAAACAAUUUCACUUAUAUUAUGAUGAAGAAUCAAAAACCAGCUGAUCAAUCUGCUACAAAUUUUGGGAAUAAUUUGAUUCAAGAACUCCCAAAGUGUCGAGUUCCAAUUCCACAGCCUUCUGUUGCUGAUUUACCAAUUGCAAGGAGGAAUUCACUUACAAGAUUCUUGGAGAAAAGAAAAGAUAGAAUAACAGCAAUUGCACCAUACCAAAUCUCCAGCAACAAAAAAAUAGCUAAUUCCAAGAAUGAGGAAAACAAGGCAUGGUUGGGAUUAGGUGCUCAAUUUGUUAAAACUGAGCAAUACUUUUAGUUUUCUUUUUUUGGUUUUUCAUUUUUGAUGAUUGAAGGCUAGUCUUGGCGUACCUCGUAAAGUUACUGUUAUAUGACCCGAAGUCACAAGUUCGAGUUAUGAAAAUAGUCUUUUAUAGAAAUGCAGGAAAGUUUAUGGGAGCUUAGUGCACCGGAUUGCAGGCCUAUUACUUUAUUAUAUUACUAUUAAAUGACCAAGUUUUUGGUUUUUUUUUUCUUUUUUUGGUUGGCUUCAAGAUUGAUUGAAGCCACUUUGAUCUAACUAUGAAAUAUUAUUUACAACAUUUUUUUGUAGUCAAGUUGUUAAGUACCUCAUAUAUAUGUACUAUUAUUUAAAUU
Solanum dulcamara is the source of this 1180-nucleotide messenger RNA. Its product is annotated as protein TIFY 10A-like. The record is from RefSeq and is a predicted model, not a curated record. Gene Ontology annotation, cellular component: nucleus. Bases 78 to 842 code for a protein of 254 amino acids. Lineage: Eukaryota; Viridiplantae; Streptophyta; Magnoliopsida; Solanales; Solanaceae. The transcript has 2 exons. Gene Ontology annotation, biological process: response to wounding; regulation of defense response; regulation of jasmonic acid mediated signaling pathway.